This is a messenger RNA of Chelonia mydas (Green sea turtle), 2556 nucleotides long. It is a transcript of the gene GTSE1, whose product is annotated as G2 and S-phase expressed 1. The record is from RefSeq and is a predicted model, not a curated record. The coding region runs from base 204 to 2330 and encodes 708 amino acids. The transcript has 12 exons. Gene Ontology annotation, cellular component: cytoplasmic microtubule; microtubule cytoskeleton. Lineage: Eukaryota; Metazoa; Chordata; Testudines; Cheloniidae. Gene Ontology annotation, molecular function: microtubule binding.
GGCGAGUGGAUGGGGACAUAAUAAGCAGACCAAACUGCGUGCUAGCAGAGAGGAUGGAGUUUACGGCGCCGUUUGCCUUAGCCACAUAAUUUCUACAGCUUCCUCACGCCUUCCGAAAAGAGCUUGUAACCGAACCCUAGCCCGUGUUUAAAUUCUGCUAAACUGGGGGGGACAAUUCUCACUUUGCUUACCUAAGAGACACUAUGGAAGAAGGAAAGGAAAUGUCAGUAGGCUGGUCAAAUAAUAUGGCUGAAGAAAAAUUGGAUGUUUGCAAGAACAGUGACUUUCCCCUUCUAACUGAUGAAAAAUUUGAUUUCGACCUUUCUCUGUCUCCUGCAAGUGGAAAUGAAGAUGAAGUUUUUGUUGGACCUCUUGGGCACAAAGAAAAAUGUGUUGCUGUCAGUAUUGAAGCAAUUAAAGGUGCUGAAGAAAAGAUCUCUCAGACCCCUGAUGAUAAGCUGAUGUGGAGUCCUCUUACUGGAGAGAAAUUUGUGGAAAUUUUUAAAGAAGCUCACUUGUUAGCACUGCAGCUAGAAAGCGGCAACAAAAAUGAACAGAACAAAGUCACCCAAUCAGAAGGGCCAAAACCCAAGGUUAUAGAAAAAUUUGUGCAAGCAUCCAAGUCAAAACUAAAAAUCUUUCAAAAAGGAAACAUAGAGAAAAGCCCCAGGGCUAUUAAAAGGGAGACAUACUGUGUGUGGGACAGCCCAAUUUCUCAACUGCCACCUUCCUUUCAGAAGCGUUCAGAUUUACCUGUGACAGCAGUUGACAAAACUCCUCCAAACACAUCUAGUCCUAUUAAAAUUCAUAAAUUUCCUAAAAUAUCUGUUUCACCUCUAGUCCAAGAACAGCAAAGUGAUGAAAAAAAUAAAAAGGCAAUAAGCAAAUUGCACACAAAGGCUUCAUCUGCUCUUGGAAAAAGCCGUCAACUGACAGUAGAAAAGCCAAAACCAGGGAAAAAACACGUGAACAGCAUGGGGUCAUCUGAAGAUCUACUCUCUGACAAAUCCAGUGUUGCUUCAGAUGUAUGUGACUCAUCAUUCAGUGGCAGUUCAUCAUUACAAGACAAGCGAGUUCUUCCUUCUCAAAGCAAGUUUGGGUUAAGGAAGACACAGUUAAAACCUCCUAGUGUUGCUAAUGGUCCUCUAAGAAAGAACACCUCAUCUUCAUCGUCGUCCUCCAUUUCCAGCAUGAACUCCAGUUUGAAUUCAAGUUUGUCCGUCUCUCCCAUAGGGGGAAAUGCUAAAUCAAGUCUCUCUUCAAAAAUUUCUGUGAGCAGCUCCAAACUCUCAUCUAGCACAAAAAGACUGGCUAUGGUUAGACCUAUCAGAAUGUCAUCUCUGCAGGCUGUCCAUUCUGAUGUGUCCUGCAAGCAAACAAGAUCAGUUAGUACUCCCAAAAUAUCUACUGCUGGGAAUUUAGCCAAGUCUUCAGCUUCUGUGACAGGAUCCCAAACUCUAGCCAGUGGAAUUCAGAGACUGAGCUCAGUCCCUAAUCUGCAGAAGAUAUCUCAGCAGAACAAAGAUGGAAGUGCAGCAAAAGGAAACACAUGCCCAAAAGACAAUGCUAAAAUUAUACUCACACCUACAAAUCAGAUUAAGGUCCCUAAGAGAUGUGGAGGUUCAUCAUCAGAAAAUACAGCACCAAAAAUAGUGGAGCCAAUCAGAUUACUAUCUUGUGGCACAUUUGGAAGUGGUGUUGCUGUUUGCACUCCUGUCAGAUCUUCAGAAGAUGGGGCCUCUCAGAACUCUUGUCUUAGUUCCAGGUCCAUUUUAAUUACUCCAGCCAGUAUAAAACGUUCUGCUGCGCCUACACCUGCCAGUCGUAUCUCAGGAAUUCCAUCAAUAACUCCUAAAACUUUGCCAAGAUCUGUCUCUUCUCCACAUUUUAUGUCUGUUCGUCAAGUCUCCAGUGUGUCCACCAGAAAGACUCUUGCAGCUUGUUCUAAAAAGGCAAAGGACACCAAGACACAAGUGUCAUCAUUUGAAGAUGAUGACUUAUCUCCUCCACCUAUGAUACCUCUUACACUUGUCUUUUCACCAGAAAAGACUACAGAAAUAGCACAGAAUGAAAUACAAAAACAGCCAGCUGAAGGAGCACAAACUAAUGAGGUCUUGCUGGUAGAUAUUGGAAUAGAUGAAACUCCCAUUGCUGCUUUGGAAUGUGAAAGUAGACCUCUCAUUGACCUUUCUAAUACUCCAGAAGUGAAUAAAGUUAUUCCACUAAAACCUAGUGUGGUAGGACAGCUAAUAGAUUUGAGUUCUCCUCUUAUCACUCUGAGUCCUGAAGUGAACAAAGAGAAUCUGGAUUCCCCUCUGCUGAAGUUCUAAACUAAACAUUAGCUGAACCAAAAUUUUAUCUUGGGACUAGCAUCUGCAAUCUUGAUUUGAUAUAUUAGCCAUCUUAAUAGGACUGUGUGGAGUGAAUAUCAUGCAAUAAAAUCCCUUUAAUGUACUACUGAAUGUAACUUGUGUUGACAAAAUGGAACUAGAAUAAUCUGUUCAGCAAAUCCAAAUUGGGAGCACUUGAUUAACAUAACUGUCUUUAAGCAUUGUU